AUGCUCGGAGUCCUCUUCGCUGUGUUGACUCUGGCACCUGCAGCCUUUGGCUGCGGGGUUCCUGCCUACCCACCUCUUGUAUCCAGAGUUGUUGGAGGGGAAAAUGCAAGACCAUACAGCUGGCCCUGGCAGGCCUCCCUUCAAUACAAUUCCAAUGGCAAUUGGCGUCACACCUGUGGAGGAACCCUCAUUGCCACCAACUGGGUACUGACAGCUGCCCACUGCAUCAGUUCUUCUCGGACAUAUCGAGUGUUUCUUGGAAAAUACAACCUAGCAGCUGAGGAAGAAGGAUCAAUUGCACUUUCUCCAGAAAAGAUAAUUGUUAAUGAGAACUGGAAUCCACAGGAUGUUGCAAAUGGGUAUGACAUUGCUUUGAUCAAACUCUCUGAGCAUGUCACCUUAAGUGACCAGAUUCAGCUGGCCUGCCUGCCCCCUGCCCAAAGCAUCCUGUCCUCCAACACUGCCUGCUAUGUGACUGGCUGGGGGAGACUGCAGACAAAUGGACCCCUUCCUGAUGACCUGCAGCAAGGCCUUCUGCUGGUGGUGGAUUAUGCAACCUGCUCCAAGCCUUCCUGGUGGGGACAGACAGUGAAACCCACCAUGGUUUGCGCUGGUGGGGAUGGAAUCAUCUCCAGUUGUAACGGGGACUCUGGGGGCCCACUGAACUGCCAAGGGGCUGAUGGCAGGUGGGAAGUGCACGGCAUCGUCAGCUUCGGCUCUUCUCUUGGCUGCAACUACUAUCAGAAACCCUCUGUCUUCACUCGGGUCUCUGCCUACAACAGCUGGAUCGAGCAGCAAAUGACAGAUUGGAUACACAGUUAUGCCAGGAACCUCAAGGAAAAGACAGAGGACUUGAAAAGGGAGAGGCGCCUAGCUGAGGACCUCUUACACCAGAUGUUGCCAAAGUCUGUGGCCAAGCAGCUAAGGAAAUGCCAAAAAGUUGAGGCAGAAAACUAUGAUCAGGUCACUAUCUUUUUCUCGGACAUUGUGGGGUUCACAAGCAUUGCUGCCUCCUGCACUCCCUUGCAAGUGGUUGAGAUGCUCAACAAUCUGUACGUCUGCUUUGACACCAGGAUUGAGUCUUAUGAUGUGUACAAGGUGGAAACCAUUGGGGAUGCCUACAUGGUAGUGAGUGGCCUGCCAGAGAGGAAUGGCAUCAAACACGCCGACGAGAUUGCCAAAAUGUCCCUGGAUCUGGUGGCAGCAGUGCGGCAGGUUGUGAUCCCUCACAUGCCAAUGGGCAGACUGGAGCUGCGGGCUGGGAUACACACAGCACAGAAGAUCCACAUCAGUUCUGCUACAUAUGAAGCCCUUCUCACAGAUGAUGCAUAUGAAAUUGAACUGAGAGGAGAAAUUGAAGUCAAGGCUGGUGUGGGAGCAGCUCCAGCUGCACAGAGCCCUGCCAUGUCCUGGGAUGAGCUGAGCCUGGACACUCACACUCGAAGGAGUUCUAGACCAGACUGGAGCCCUGAGAGUGUCACCCAUGGAGCUGACGACUGUGCUGAAGUCUCCGUCUUAGCUGCACCACCUCAGUGA
Corvus hawaiiensis (hawaiian crow) is the source of this 1536-nucleotide messenger RNA. RefSeq names its product serine protease 27-like. Gene Ontology annotation, molecular function: guanylate cyclase activity; serine-type endopeptidase activity. The transcript is spliced from 13 exons. Lineage: Eukaryota; Metazoa; Chordata; Aves; Passeriformes; Corvidae. Gene Ontology annotation, biological process: proteolysis; intracellular signal transduction; cGMP biosynthetic process. The record is from RefSeq and is a predicted model, not a curated record. Bases 1 to 1536 code for a protein of 511 amino acids.